AUGUCCAAUCACCCGAGAAUCCACCCGCUCCACGACCCAGAAGCCUCACCGGCGCGUCCGACGGCUCCCCUGGUUCCACGUGAUGCCUCGAGAUCGGAACACGGAGACCCUUCCAAAGACCCUUUGACCCAACGGCCACACCGGUUGGCUCCUCCGAAGAGGAGAGGAAGAAGCUGUUGCUGCAGAUGCGUGUGCUACACGCUCUGCUUUCUCUUGCUCUUUGUUGUCGCAAUAGGCGCAACGAUUGGUAUACUCUAUCUUGUCUUUAAACCAAAGCUACCGGAUUACUCUAUUGACCGGUUACAGCUCACCCGGUUUACACCUAACCAAGAUUUGAGUUUGUCCACGGCUUUUAACGUGACCAUAACCGCUAAGAAUCCGAACGAGAAGAUCGGGAUUUACUAUGAAGAUGGGAGCAAGAUUACCGUGUGGUACUUGCAAACCAAACUCAGCGAGGGGUCGUUGCCGAAAUUUUACCAGGGACAUGAAAAUACGACAGUGAUAUACGUACAAAUGACUGGUGAAACACAGGAUGCAUCGGGUUUAAGGACGUCAUUAGAGGAGCAGCAACAAAGAACCGGGAAUAUACCAUUGAGAAUUAGAGUUAACCAACCGGUUAGGGUCAAAUUCGGGAAGUUGAAGCUAAAGGAGGUGAGAUUCUUGGUUAGAUGUGAUGUAUUUGUGGAUAGUUUGGCUGCAGAUAAUGUUAUUAAGAUUCAAAGUAGUAGCUGCAAGUUUAGGCUUAGACUAUAA
Arabis nemorensis is the source of this 753-nucleotide messenger RNA. The record is from the annotation of a GenBank genome assembly. NCBI's taxonomy places the organism in Eukaryota, Viridiplantae, Streptophyta, Magnoliopsida, Brassicales, Brassicaceae.